AGAGCCGAUCGCCUGUGUGGAUCUCUUGAACGCCGCGUCCUUCCGUUCUUCCUUUCGCCCCCUCUCCCUCCUCUCUCUCUGUAUCACUUUUGUGAUUAUUUAUUCAUCACAUCCUCUUCUCAUCUGUCCGCUAAGGUAUAUUCAAUUAAUCAUCUACUUAUAUCUCUAGCGCGACCUCUUUUUGUGUUACAUAUUCUCUCUAUUUCUUCUGCUAGACUAUACCUUGUUCGUGAUAUCAUUUUUUUAUCACUGUCAACUUCGCAAUAAAUACGCCAAGACGAUUUGAGCAAUGGGGAGUCAUAGGUUGUCGUCAACAUCCCUUACUGGACUUUAGAAAAACAGUCACGUCAAUCUGCGUUCGUUUGUGCUAUUACACUUGGCGUAUGAGUUUAUUUAAAUUUGGCAAGUAACUUCUAAUUACUUUCCGUUAGGAACACUUUGCCCGCUGAUCGACAGUUAAUAGGGAUUCGCUUCCGAUGACGAACGCGGUUCAUUACGUCUAUCCUGCCCGAGUUUCGGCUUAUGGCUUUGUUUUCUGUCGAUUGUAACGUUCGUAACAAUUGUUCCCUAUUUACAUUGUCAUCAUCUUUCUCCUGAAGCUUUCAGCCUCAGGCCUUAAGCCCGUUUCACGUAAUCUCUUCCUAUACCCUUUACUCUUUACCUACACUUCCGAAAAAACAACACAGUAAUACAAUCUGUUCAAGUAACCGCAUCAGAGUUAUUGUCUAUCGCGCGCGAAACUACAUGUGUCGAUCUUAGUCUUAAUAAGUGAACUAGUCUGUAUCAGAAAAUUCGCCCAAUGUAAAAAUAAUCGACUCGAAUCGUCAAGUGGUCGCGCAAGCGGAUCUCCAAUGGAUUAAAAAAACGGAGUGGACCUGUGAAUUAUGAACGUGAAUAAAAAUUUAAAAUACGAAGAGGACACACUCAAUUCAUCGAAGACGAGGAUCCUGUGGUCAAAAUCGUACGAGGCUAAGGGUGGAGUCGUCGUCGGACGUAAAUGGGAAAGUGAUAAAUUCUUGUGUAAAAUAGAAAGAAUAGGUCGAUUCUGCUUUUAAAAAUUUCGCAUUCGGAUACCCUUGUACGCGAUAAAGUAUCGAUACUGUUGUCUGGGAUAAAGUGAAGAGAGCGAGGGAAGAAAAGGAAGUAGAGAAAUUCUCUUGGAAUUGUGUCUGUAACUAGGAAGAGAAUGCAAUUGGAUUUUUCCUAUAGAAUCAUAUAGAGAAGAGAAGUAAAGAAGCUGUCGGAUAGAGCGACUAGGGGAAAGUGUGGGAAAAAUCUGUUUUACCGACUGUUGGUAUCGCGAUAUAUAACAUAACGCAUCGAUCAUCGGAUAUAAGAAUUGCAAGGAGCGACAAGGGUCAAGUUUAACAAGAAAAAUUUCCAUUUAAAAAGGAGAAACAGCAGGAACUGACGUCAGGUUGAUAUUGUUGUCCCGGAGAGAAGGGGUUGCGAAGAAAAAUGGAAGAGUAUGAAAAGAUUUUUAAAAAAUAAUAAAAGUGAAUGACAGGUUGGCGAAUUGAAGAAACAAAAUUAUUAUCCACAUCUCUCGGUGCGUGGACUGGAAAAUAAUAUUUGACGAGUCUGCGACUGGACGCCGGGACAUUGUACAGAUGAGUAGCGAGUGAAAGGCUGGCAUUGAGGUUUUUAUUUUUGGAAAAAAAAAAGGGGGAAAAAGAAAAGUACUCAGCGUCCAUACAGAAAUGCAAGGUCCGUUUAAAAUUGCAAGCGGAACGCGACGUGUUGCAGUCAGAAAGAUGAGAAAUGGUGAAAGGUGGAACCGCACGUAAAAAAAAAAGGGCAAGUAACAUCCAGACGCGAAACUGAAAAUUAAAGGUACGUUCGGAAGAAAAGGGAGUACGGUUUUACAAUAAAAAAAACGGCAAAAAUACGAAUAGCAAUCUACAGUGAAAAAGGUAGAAAAUUGAAAACGACCCCCGUAGCUCAGUCUAACUAGAGCGAAAUACGUCCCGAUGGCAAACGCUGAUAACAGACCGGAAGUAAAUGAAGAACCAGGACGUGGCACAAAGGACCCAAGAAAUGUUUAAAUAAAAAUUUGUCAAAUUUCUUUUUUCUUUUCAGGACGGUUACAAAAUCCUGAUGGAAUACAUUCAGGGGCGCAAGGCUUAAUUACAUGAAGAUCGCCACGGAGCUCGCAAGCUCAAUAUCAAAGGUAUCGGACGUUGUGACGGUACCUUAAAAACCCAUUAGGACUUUGAUAUUGGGAGGACAAAAAAAAAUUGUCUCUUUGGUGAAUAACCUUUGAAUUGAAUAUGGAUUCCUCUGACGUGGUUACUCCUAUUGGAGCGAGAAAGAGAGAGACAGUGACUGUGCACGAGAGAGAGAGAGAGACAAAGACCGACUCGUCCAAAGCCUGUUGAGGUCAUCCGUGCAUGAAACGGAAGUGGAAGUGGACUUCGACAACCAGACCAGCUACUCCGGCAGCGAGCAGGAUAGAUACUUGGAGCUACCCAUCAUUAUUACGAGGGAUUGGAUAGAUCGGAGGAAAGGAAAAAUUAAUGAAAAUUAAUAAUAAUAGAGGCGCGCGAAGUUACGGAUAAUUAAUCGAAUUUUUUGGAUAUAAUUAAUUAAAUUGAAAUAAAAGAAAUGCAUAUCUAGAUAUAUCGAUAAGUUUUAUUGAACUUUUUACUCCUUUGAUCUAAUUAAUUUACUCGAUUCAAUUAAACGCGAUCAAUCGAUUACGUUAUAAGAAUUAUUUUCUUAUUGCAUCUUUACACGCGGUAUGGAUUAUAUUUUUUUUGUUGAUUUUUUAAAAAAUUUUUUAACUAUGCCCUAAUCCGUUUUUAUGGUAAUGAAAAUUUGCACUGAUUGUAAAUACUGAUAAUGAUAAUAUCCAGUGUUUAAUUACAUAAGUGGGCAUAUAGAUACUUUAACGAAAGUUUAACAGGGUCGAUUCUUAUCGCGUGUUAACAAACUGAACGUUCAAGUUUCGCGAGUUUGCUUAACGCGCGAAACGCCGAACGAAAGUGGCGUAAGUAAUUCAACGUGAAAAUGUUGAUUCUCGAAGUGCGCAAAUUUUUGGGAUUGAGUUCACGAAAGCGCUGAAUUACGUUUACAUAAAUUGUGCGCGACUAUGUGAAUAACAAGAAGCGAAAUGGGGCUGGUGCCCCAAGGGGGAGCCGUAAGAUUAUUUAGUGAAAUAUCGAAAUAAAGUUUUAAAAAACUAAAUAAAUAUAAACAAGUGACUGUGGGCGUACCGAGUGAAAUAAUAAAUUUGUAAAAAAAAUUUUCAAAAUUUCCCCCCCAAAAAAACUUUUCUUUUUUUCUCGCAAUAUUAAGACCCAUACAAAAAAAAAGAGAGAGAAUAUUAUAGAAUUAUUUUGAAAAUUUUUUUUUCUUUUCAUAUCUUUCUCUCAUUCCCGACAUCGUUAAGCUACCCGCUACUCUCCGACCGGAAAAAAAAGCUCCUUGGCAAAUAAACAGCGUUUAACAUCGGCGAAGCACGAGGUGUCGUAAAUUAUCAAAGUGACUUCGCCGAACCCACGUAAACCGCAACUCGACUCGUACGUAAAAGUAAUAAAGCAACUAGACGAAAUUCCAGGACCCAGCCGAACGUAAAGAUAGUCAGCUGUACUUUAUAUCCGUCGGUAUGCAGUCGCUCGAGGAACUUUUCUACGCGACAUCGUCUACGUUGAAUUGGACUUCGUUGUUCUACCAGAACUUGACGAGCCAAAACAACACGAACGUAACCGAUCUGCAAUCGGGUAAUCAAUUCAUAUUGCCCUGGUGGCGUCAGAUGAUCUGGACCGUUUUAUUCGCUGGAAUGAUAGCCGUUGCCACCGGUGGAAAUCUUAUUGUCAUAUGGAUCGUCAUGGCCCACAAAAGGAUGCGCACUGUUACCAACUACUUCUUGGUAAAUUUGAGCAUUGCAGACGCUAUGGUGUCCACGUUGAACGUCACGUUCAAUUACACUUAUAUGCUGAACAGUCAUUGGCCAUUUGGAAAUCUUUACUGCAAGAUCAGCCAGUUCAUCGCCGUUUUGACUAUCUGCGCCAGCGUCUUCACAUUGAUGGCCAUAUCAAUAGACAGAUACAUGGCCAUUAUGAAUCCACUGAAGCCACGUAUGGGAAGAAGAGCGACACUCUGCAUAGCAAUAGCAAUUUGGAUAGUCGGCGCCAUUUUGUCACUGCCAAUGUUACUGUUCUACAAGACGUAUACGCAAAAUUUUGUCAACGGCGAAGUACGUGUCAUCUGCUACAGCGAUUGGCCAAACAUAAGCGACGACGGUCUCAGCUACGAAGAAUAUCUGUACAACGUCAUUUUUAUGUUUCUAACGUAUUUUCUACCAAUUGGAUCGAUGACCUAUACCUAUGCAAGGGUUGGCCUUGAAUUGUGGGGCUCGCAGAGCAUCGGCGAGGCCACGCAGAGACAACUGGAUAAUAUUCGAAGCAAACGAAGGGUAGUCAAAAUGAUGAUCGUCGUGGUGGUGAUAUUCGCCGUAUGUUGGCUGCCCUUUCACGUUUACUUCAUAGUGACGUCAUAUCUGCCGGAAAUCACGAACGAGCCCUACAUCCAGGAGCUCUAUCUGGGCAUCUAUUGGUUGGCCAUGUCCAACAGCAUGUACAACCCGAUUAUUUAUUGCUGGAUGAAUUCCAGAUUUCGCCGUGGAUUCGCCCAAUUCUUCUCGUGGUGUCCGUGGGUGCGGGUCGCCCCGGAACCAUCGCUGUCCAGAUCGGAGGCCGUGACCUCGCGAUACAGCUGUACCGGAAGUCCCGAAUCUCACGCAAGGAUUUCACGGAACGGCACGGUAAGGAUACCGCUGCACUUACAAUCAACCAGAGGAAUGGCCGGCAAUAGUCGAUUUCCGGUUCACCAUCGUGGCCACGGAAAAAGAUGGAGGACAUCCCAGACACGUGGACACGUAUCCUGACAGGAAGAGGAUACCGCGCAGCAACAACGAGU
Messenger RNA from Cephus cinctus (wheat stem sawfly), 4920 nucleotides. Its product is annotated as tachykinin-like peptides receptor 99D. Gene Ontology annotation, cellular component: plasma membrane. Gene Ontology annotation, molecular function: tachykinin receptor activity. The record is from RefSeq and is a predicted model, not a curated record. The transcript has 8 exons. Lineage: Eukaryota; Metazoa; Arthropoda; Insecta; Hymenoptera; Cephidae. Gene Ontology annotation, biological process: G protein-coupled receptor signaling pathway. Bases 3608 to 4888 code for a protein of 426 amino acids.